Messenger RNA from Ailuropoda melanoleuca (giant panda), 1555 nucleotides. It is a transcript of the gene FAM170B, whose product is annotated as family with sequence similarity 170 member B. Bases 125 to 1084 code for a protein of 319 amino acids. Gene Ontology annotation, biological process: fertilization. NCBI's taxonomy places the organism in Eukaryota, Metazoa, Chordata, Mammalia, Carnivora, Ursidae. The record is from RefSeq and is a predicted model, not a curated record. Gene Ontology annotation, cellular component: acrosomal vesicle. The transcript has 2 exons.
UGGGCGGUGUUCGGGUCACUUUUGGAACAUAGGGCUUAUUUCCGAUCCAUUACCUUUUCGAGCUGUUUAGAUUUGGGGAUGCUGAGGCAUAGAGUUGGUGACGCUGAGCAGAGGUGAGAGGGAAAUGGAGAGAAGUGUUUUAGAGGAAGUAUGUUCCAACAGGAAGACCCCUGGGAGCAGAGAGAGGUGGCAGGCCAGAAGGCGUGCCAGAGUGACUGUGUCUGGACUGAGGUCUGUGCAGGUGGAGAACGAGGGGACCCAGCGUCAUGGGGUGAGAACCAUCUUGCCUGGGGGCAGCAGAGCACCGAGAUGCAGAGAGAGGGCAGCUCUGCUAGGGGCCGUCAAGCGAGAGGAGACAUCUCCGCGGCCCGGGCCGGCUGUUCCCCACGAGGAGGACAUCUACUUGGCCGGCAGGCCUCGGGCGAUGUUGAGCUGGAGCAGCUCUCCGUCCUCCCAGUCCUCCUCCGAGUACCAGUCCUACUCCCAGUACCAGUCUUGCUACUCGUGCACGUACGAGGAGGACGCCGCCCAACAGAGCCUGUGCGCCCUCUACACGCACGUGCAGACCGUGCAGGGCGUGGCCGUGGCCUGGGAGACCGAGACCGGCUUCGAGCCGGUCAGCAGGAAGCCGCGCAUUCACGAAGCCGAGUUCAUCAAGAGGCAGAGGCGGAAAGGCUCCUCCUUCGAGAUGGCUUCCAACACCGACCUGCGCUGGGAGCUGGAAGCCAGCAAGAACAACUGCUGCCCCGAGCUGGACGACGCGGAGCUGCUGGCGCCCCUCGAGUGCUGCGUGCAGGAGCUGCGGGACACCCCCGACUGGCUGGUCACCACGAACUACGGGCUGCGCUGCGUGGCCUGCUGUCGGGUUUUCCCCACGUUGGAGGCUCUGCUCAAGCACGCCCAGUACGGCAUCCAAGAGGGCUUCAGCUGCCAGAUCUUUUUCGAGGAGAUGCUGGAGAGAAGGCGGGCCCGGGGCCAGGUCCAGGAGCAACAGCUGGAGGAGGAGGCACAGAGCCCUUCGGAAGGCAGUGAACGUUCGAGGCGGCAUGCCAGGGUGCUUUCCUCGCAGCAGCAGAAGCAGUGAGCUGGAGGUGAUGGGCCCAGCCCUGCCCUCACCUCCGGCACCUCGGUUGCUCCUUCCCCGGCCAGCAGGACCAGAACUACAGGGGCCGGGGGAAGAAAGCCAGCAGGAGCUAGAGCUGGGAGGGCCAUGACAAGCGAAAGGGAAGAACCCUUCCAAAGAGCACAGCAUUUCAACCAGAGGCCAUUUCAAAGCUGAAUCCAGAGGAGGGCUUCAAGUGUUUCUGACCAUGGGCACGAGAUCCGAAGCCCUCAAGCCUGUGGCCACAGGGAUUUCUAUUUUUGCUGGCAGAUCAAGCAGGUCAUGACUCAAAGGAGAGCCAACUGCAAAUGAAACGACAGCCUUAUAUUUUUCAUUGUUAGCAACCCGCCAUAUGCCCUAGUUCUAUGUCUUAUUUUAGUGGGAUUAAACUUGAGUAACUCAAAAUUUAAGGCCAUGUCUAAAGGAGUGAACCAUGCUAUUAGGUUGGAGCCA